AUGUCGUCCCCUAUGUGUUCUGCCUUGAAUUUUUCUCUUGACAGUGGUAUUCCCUUAGCUGAUGUAUCUAUGUAUAAGACUGUUAUUGGGGCAUUAUUGUACCUUACCUUAACUAGACCGGAUAUUAAUUUUGUUGUAAAUAAGUUGAGCCAAUUUUUGAAAGCACCAACAACUAAACACUGGUCUACCGGCAAGAGGAUUCUAAGGUAUUUGGUGGGCAAUCCUCAUCUCGGGUUACACUUCAAAGAUACUGAUAUCCAAGGAUUUGCUGAUGCUAACUGGGCUAGUUCCAUUGAUGACAGAAGAUCAACCUCUGGUUUUUGUCUCUUUCUUGGUGGAAAUCUUAUCAGCUGGUGCUCCAAGAAACAAACAGUGGCUGCCCAAUUAAGUACCGAAUCAGAGUAUCGUUCACUUGCUUUGGCCACUUCAGAAAUUAUUUGGCUGCAAUCUCUUUUAAAGGAGCUUAACUUGACAAAUUUUCAGUGUCUAGUGUUGUGGUGUGACAACCUUGGAGCAAGUUCCUUAGCCUCUAAUCCUGUUUUUCAUGCCUGA
Messenger RNA from Humulus lupulus (European hop), 552 nucleotides. Its product is annotated as secreted RxLR effector protein 161-like. NCBI's taxonomy places the organism in Eukaryota, Viridiplantae, Streptophyta, Magnoliopsida, Rosales, Cannabaceae. The coding region runs from base 1 to 552 and encodes 183 amino acids. The record is from RefSeq and is a predicted model, not a curated record. The transcript has a single exon.